Molecule: messenger RNA, 1401 nt
Organism: Momordica charantia (bitter melon)
Lineage: Eukaryota; Viridiplantae; Streptophyta; Magnoliopsida; Cucurbitales; Cucurbitaceae
Product: VQ motif-containing protein
Source: RefSeq, a predicted model, not a curated record
GUAAGAAAUUAAGAAUGCCUCCCUCAUAUCUCAUCUACCCCAAACCCAAACCCAAACCCAAACCCAGGCCUCUGCUUCUCUCUCUCUAAGCUCUGUGGGAGAAAUCGCUCAUCACAAUCCAUCAAUGGAAACCUCUUCGAAUCACCAAGAAAACUCAAGCCCCAGCCCUUCUUCUCUUCUUCCUUCUCCCAGUAGCCGCAUCACCAACACCAGUAGCUGCAGCACCAGCACCAGCAAUGGAGUCCAGCUCAUGCCUCCACCGCCCCCAACGCCGCCGCCGCCUCAAUUGCACUUGCACUCUCCAAAACUCAUCACUCGAUCCGAGUCCGUAAAUCCCUAUCCCACUACCUUCGUCCAAGCUGAUACCUCCUCCUUCAAACAGGUAGUGCAAAUGCUCACCGGAUCCCCUGAAACCGCCAAGCAAGCCUCCGCCAAGCCCGCCGCCACCGCCUCUCAAAACUCUGAAUCCGUCUCCAAAUCCCACAUUCCCCCCAUUAAAUCUCUGCCCAGAAGGCAGCAAUCUGGGUUCAAGCUUUACGAGCGCAGGAACUCUUUGAAUAAACUUAGGAUUAACCCCUUGAUUCCUGUUUUUGGUUCCUGUAAUUCCGGCUUCUCUCCGAGAAAACCUGAAAUUCUUUCCCCGAGUAUUCUAGAUUUCCCGGCGCUCGCUCUCAGUCCGGUCACGCCGCUCAUCCCCGACCCGUUUGAUCGAUCUGGGUUGGCGAAUUGUAGCUAUUUGAAGAAUGGGAAUGCGAAGUUGGACGCCGAGGCGGAAGAGAAAGCAAUUAAAGAAAAGGGGUUUUACUUGCAUCCAUCGCCGACUACCACCCCCCGGGACUCUGAGCCCCGGCUCUUGCCUCUGUUCCCAAUGACAUCGCCUAGAGUGCCAGGUUCCACCAAAAAGAAAAGAUCUCUCGUAUCAAUGGAGAUGUUAGUUCUGUUUCCUUUUCGUAUCUCCUACCGAAACUACCCGAGAGUGGGACGGUAAUCGUGGGGAUACCAGCAGGGUUGAUUGAUGUGUAAAGGGCAAAGGGGAAUGGAAUACGCCAUGGAUGGGCAAUUGAUGAUAUAAAGGCAUUCUUCCCUCUCAAAGUUUGGCCUUCGCGUAGAUUCCCACUAACAAUGCCCACCCAAUCCAGCAACGUAUCUUUUAAAUUUCUACUUUUUUUUUUUUUACUGUCAACCACAUCAUAAUCCUUUCUUACGAAUUUAUGCCCAAAUAUCUGGUCUGCUUACACCAUUCUCUAUCUCAUUUCUUGUUUUUAUCUUUAUUCCUCAUUUUUAGGGAACUGUUUAUUGGAGAAAUAGGUGGUUAUUUACUGCUACUACUGAAAGAUGUGAAUUUGCAUCUUUGAUUAAAUGUUUGCUUCAUAUUGAUUAUGAAAAAUUGGGUAGGGAUAU